Messenger RNA from Periophthalmus magnuspinnatus, 5883 nucleotides. RefSeq names its product alsin Rho guanine nucleotide exchange factor ALS2 b (gene als2b). The transcript is spliced from 33 exons. Bases 449 to 5335 code for a protein of 1628 amino acids. Gene Ontology annotation, molecular function: guanyl-nucleotide exchange factor activity. NCBI's taxonomy places the organism in Eukaryota, Metazoa, Chordata, Actinopteri, Gobiiformes, Gobiidae. The record is from RefSeq and is a predicted model, not a curated record.
CAGUAGCAGCGUCUACUGUAAACAUUACGAGAUGAUUGUUGGGAAACCGCUACAUUUACACAGUUCUUUUUGUUUUUUCUAUGUAUGUAGCUAAUUCUCAGUCUACUGGCAGAAAGGUGAGCUAAAAUAUGAAUAGGUUGUUUGCUGUAGCAAUUGGUUAGAUGCCAACAGCGAUUAGCACAGUCCAGCUAAGUACAUGCUAGUUGUAUCUUGAAACAACAUAAGACAAAUUAAUUGACAGUACCAGGCUAAUAAACCCAUUACGGUAUUAGUGAACCUCUAGAUACGCCUAGUUUGACAGGGACGCGGAAUUAAAUUGGGCUCAGGAAAGUUGAUCCCAUAGAUUCGUGUUUUGUGGGUGUUAGUACUAGGUUUUGGCAUGAAUUAUGUAGCCUCUCUGACAGCUGCUGAGCACAUCUGAGACAGAGAUGGACAACUGACCACAGCGAUGGAAGAGGCAAAGAGGAGGUCUGAAGAGCAGAGUGUGGAGGACAGAGGGCUGCUCCACACUUGGAGGGGUUACUCCUACAGUGUGACCCCAGAAAGGCUGCCCCUGCCCCGGCCUGUUCUCCAGGUUGCACUCGGAGCUCACCAUGGACUUCUGCUGCUUGAAGGAGGGCAGGUGUACAGUUUUGGGGCACUCCCCUGGCGGCAAACCCAGGUUCCGGAGCAUAAUCCGGUGCUGGAGACUGCUUUGAGUGGUCAGUGUGUUUUGUCUGUGGCCACAGGGAGCCACCAUUGUGGAGCAGUGACAGAGGAUGGUGGGGUGCAUAUGUGGGGAGAUAACACAGCAGGACAGUGUGGCCUGACUGGUCUGACCACUGUGCCUAACCCCACCCCCCUGGCUCUGCUGGAUUCUGUGCCUCCUCAGAGGGUCCCUGUGCUCGAGCUGUCCUGUGGGGAGAGGCACACCUUGGCCCUGUCUUCUCAGAGAGAAGUGUGGAGCUGGGGGGCCACAGGGUCUCCUGUGAGCCGGCCCCACAAGAUGGAGCAGCUAGCAGGCAGGUAUGUGCUGCAGAUAGCCUGUGGGGGCACUCACAGUCUGGCUCUGGUGCGCUGCCUCGGCCUGUCUAAUGUGAACCGUCCCCCGGUCGACAAGUGUGGUCAGUGCCACCAGCUGCUGUACACCAUGACUGACAAAGAGGAUCACGUCAUCAUCUCUGACAACCACUACUGUCCCCUGAGAGGUGACCACUCCCAAGAGCCGGGCUCUUCUGAGUCUGCACCCUCCCUUCAAACACCCCCCUCUGACCCUGUGCCCCCCUCCACCGGCGGCUCGGACACAACAGCUCCUCCAACUAUCUCGAAGGCUGAACAUUUGGCCAAUAGGGAGGGCUUGGACCCUCAGUCCCAGGGAGAAAAUGGGGCCGCCCCAGGUGCAGUCAAGACCUCUCAGUAUCCAGACAAGCAAGAGGUCAGCGACUACCUGAGGAGACUGUCCAACCACAGUGAGCCACAUGGCAGGAAGGGACUGCACACCCUGCUGGCGUCCUCUGCAGGUGGAUCCUCUAUCAACAGCCUGGUGGUGUCAUGUGCCUCAGCUGUGGGUGAGCGUGUGGCCUCCACCUAUGAGUCCCUGUCUUUGCGGAGGAUGGUGAACAUGUACCUGCCCACGGGCCUGUCCCGCACCGGAGGCUCAGACAGCCCUCUGGAACAGGACUCUGGACAGGCCAAGAAGAGCUGCAGCACAGGGGACAUCCAGGACGAGGCGGGGGGCCCGGGCCGGCGCCUGUCCCUCCCAGGACUGCUGUCUCAGGGUAGAUACGCUGUUCACCUCUUAUCCUCCUCGUAUGGGUCGCUGCUGUCCCCCCGGCUGCUGAAGAAGGCGGGUCGUCCUAAGACACAGGUGCUGGCUCUGACACCUGUGGGAGGAGCCUGUGAGACCCAGGAAUCACUGCCCUCUCUGCACACAGAGGUGUGGAGCUGGGGCCAGGGCCAGCAUGGCCAGCUGGGGCACGGAGAGCAGCAGGACAGAUCAAAGCCACAGUGCAUCAAAAGUCUGACCAACAAAGAGGUGGUGCGCAUCGCAGCUGGGGCUCAGCACUCUGUGGCCCUCACGGCCCAGUGCCAGGUGUAUUCUUGGGGUAGUAACACCUCUGGUCAAUUGGGCCACAUGGAGCAGCCCAGUACCAUCCCCCGCUUGGCCAAACUUUCAGAAGGGAUCCGUGUUUGGGACAUCAGCGCAGGAGACAGCCACACCCUUCUGCUGGCCGAUGGCGACUGUAUACAGCCCAUUCUGUAUUACAGCGGGCAGCAGGUGAGCGAGGGGCCAGAGGAGAGUUUGGAGACUCAGGAGAGAGAGCGAGCUAGGCCCUACACACAGCAGCCUGUGCUCCUACCUUUCUGCAUGAAUCUGGGCUAUGUGAGCAGUGUGUGUGCAGGCGGACAGCGCUGUGCUGCUGUCUCUGAUCAGAAGGUCAUGGGCUACACAGCCAGCCUCCAUGAGCUCGCCUCAUCAGAGAGGAAGUACCACUGCAAGCUCUGUACUGUGAAGACACAAGUAAUACGCCCCCUGCUGGAGCAAGAGUCUGUGAGCUCGGUCCUGGGGCAGGAGGCCUUUGCCCUCCUGCAGUCUUUAGCUGGACGCUUCAGUGUCCUGUGUCACCUCAGCGGUCAGCAUGCAGCCAGCCUGUCCUCCAACCUGCGCCAUAGACAAGAUGUCAGCGCUCUGCUCUUUCCAGACCACACAGAGCUGUUUGUGGACUGCUACCAGGAGUAUUGCAGUAUUCUUGGCAACUUCCAGGUCAUUGGUGGUUUUCAGACUCUCACAAAGCCAGCCACUGACAUCUUUGGGAAGAGCCCUGAGCUACUGCAGCGCUUGACUGAGUGCAGUGAGGAGAGCCCUACCACAACCGACCUCCUGGUGGCGCUCUUCUAUCUCCCCACGCUCCAUCUACAAGAAUACUCCCGUCUGCUGCUCAAACUGGCUACUUGUUUUGAAGAGAACUCUGUUGAGUAUCAGAGGCUACAUGAGUCUGGCUCUCGGUGUGAAGCUGCCAACCUCCAAGUGAAGAGGAAACGUAAAGAGGCGGAGUACACCCUGCACUUCUGGAAAAGCUUUCCCGGGAAAAUGACGGACUCCCUGCGAAAGCCCCACCGCCGCCUGGUCUGUGAGAGCAGUAACAGAGCCCUGAGUCUCCAGAACGCCGGCCGCUUCUCCGUCAACUGGUUCAUCCUGUUUUCUGACGCACUGGUGCACGCUCAGUUCUCCACCCAUCACGUGUUUCCCUUAGCAACGCUUUGGGUGGAACCAAUCACCGAAGACAACUCUGGCAUAUACGGUUUAAAGGUGAUCACGCCUGAGGAAAGCUUCACUCUUCUGGCCACCUCCCCUGCUGAAAAGGCGAAAUGGCUGCGUUCAAUAAACCAGGCCGUGGAGCAGGCUCUGUGCGGAGGGGGGCAGGACUCCUCGUUGACCAGUUCAGGUUCUGGCAGCUGGGAGCCUCCUGUCUCCAGAACGGCUACAUACAUGUUCUACAAGGAGGGGAGAUUAAAAGAGGCCACAUACGAGGGUCGGUGGGUGGCUGGGAAACUCCACGGCAGGGGUGUUCUGAAGUGGCCCGAUGGAAGAAUUUACUCGGGAGAAUUUAGCAACGGGUUGGAAGAAGGGUAUGGAGAAUAUAUCGCUCCAAAUAAGACCCUUCAUAAAAACGAUUUAUACCAAGGCUACUGGAAGGAUGGCAAGAUGCAUGGUUUGGGGACAUACAGAUACGCCAACGGGGAGGUGUACGAAGGCUCCUUUCAGAACGGGAUGAGACACGGCCAAGGCAUGCUCCGCACCGGCAAACUUAACACGUCCUCCCCCAGCGUCUUCAUCGGUCAGUGGGUCAACGACAAGAAGACGGGCUACGGAGUGUUUGACGACAUCACCAAAGGGGAGAAGUACAUGGGCCAGUGGCAGGAGCACCAGCGGCAGGGCACAGGGGUGGUGGUCACACAGUUUGGGCUCUACUACGAGGGGGCGUUCAAGGACAACAAGAUGAUGGGCAUGGGGGUCCUGGUGUCUGAGGAUGACACAACGUUUGAAGGGGAAUUUUCUGAUGACUGGACCCUGAAUGGAAAGGGUGUUCUGACCAUGACCAAUGGGGAUUAUCUGGAGGCUUCUUUCCACGGAGAAUGGGGCACUGGCAUCAAAGUGGCGGGAUCCUACUACAAACCCCACCUGUUUGACAUGGACAAGGACAAGACUGCCUCAAUGAAGCUGGGUCGUUUGUGUGUUUGUGCGGAGGACAAGUGGCAGGCCGUGUUCCAGGAGUGUUGGACUGAGCUGGGCUGCUCCGGGCCGGGGCAGGGCGACACCACCAAGGCCUGGGACAACAUCACAGAGGCUCUGACCAGUAGCCAGCAGCAGGUCAAAGACAGUCCGCAGACACUGUCCCGAAGCCAGAGCAGAACCCUGGAAAGCCUGGAGUCCAUUCCUCAACAUCAGGGGCCAACGACGAUGGAGCGGUACCAGGCCAUUCACCAGUAUCUCAUCAAGGCCUGUGAGACGCCCCUGCACCCUCUGGGCCGGCUGCUCGAGACCCUGGUGGCCGUGUACAGAAUGACCUAUGUGGGGGUGGGAGCCAACAGAAGACUCCUUCGCCAAGCUGUGAACGAGAUCAAGUCCUACCUCAGCCGCAUCUUCACUAUUGUCAGGUUUCUCUUUCCUGAUUUACCGGAGGAGGGCGGUCAGAUCCCAGAGCCCAGCAGCAAGACCACGGAAAAUGAGGAGGGCUCAUCACAGGGUCUGCUGGAGUCUCCAAAACCUGUGCGUGUGGUGAGCUCGUCUGGCCUCCUUCUGCCUGUUCUCCUGCCACGCCUGUACCCCCCACUCUUCACCCUCUACGCUCUGGACAAGGAGAAGGAAGACGACGUGUACUGGGAAUGUGUGCUCCGGCUCAACAAGCAGGCUGACCUGGCUCUGCUCGCCUUCCUGGGAGUGCAGCAGAAGUUUUGGCCGGUUGUUACACCUGAUUCCACAAUGGCACCAGGACAGAGGACGCAGGUUCUCUCCACCACCAAAGACACAUGCUUUGCUUCUGCAGUAGAAACCCUGCAGCAGAUCAGCACCACCUUCACCCCUUCAGACAAACUGCAGUUGAUCCAGUUGACGUUUGAGGAGAUCACUCAGGAGGUGCAGGCUCUGCUCCAGCAGGACUUCCUCUGGUCCAUGGACGAGCUGUUUCCUGUCUUCCUCUACGUCGUGCUGCGCGCUCGAAUCAGAAACUUGGGUUCAGAGGUCAGCCUGAUUGAAGACUUGAUGGAUCCCUGUGUGCAACACGGAGAGCACGGGAUCAUGUUUACAACUCUCAAAGCUUGUUACUACCAAAUCCAACAUGAGAAGAUCACAUAGAAGAUCCGCCCCUCCUUCAAAGACAAUCACACGGCUGAUGUGCCUUGCCUCAGUGGUGACAGAAGGGUAAUGCGGCCAAUGAAAAGCAAGAUUGAACAGGCCGGAUCAUGUCGCUUGGGUCCAUACAGUGCAGUGCCCUUUGACCUUUGGACCAGGGCACUGAUCAGGAUGACUCAUCACUUCUGACUGUGCACCCCCUAGUGGAGAACCAGACUGCUCGUAAACUGUGCUGUACAGGAUAGUGAACAUUUCCAGUUGGACAUUUGAGUUGAAUGUGAAAUGUGUUUUGCUAAUUUAACUACGCUAAUCAAAGUCAAAGUCUCGUCCUCAACAAAUGGACCCUAUCAGAGGAGACACAUCUUUAUAUUCCCCUUCUUUGAGACUAAAGCUGCUACUAUAACAUAAUACUAUACACCAUCAGUAUUAUUUUAUAUAUAUUUUUGGUCCUUCAGUUGGUUCACUUUUCACUUUUCUCAAAGAAAUAUACUGUCUUUUCAGAAUUUAAUCUGUACACUACUCCAAAGAGAGCAAUAAAUUAUUUUAACAUU